UGAAUAGAAUAUUCUCGUAAAUUAUGACAAUCAACUUGUCUUACAAAAGCAGAAUUCUAGCAAAAAAAAACCACCUGUAAAACAACACAAUAGAAAAUGUGUCUCAUCUAUUGAGUGUUAAAAGUGAGUUGAUUUGUUCGUCAUUUUAACUCACGUGUAAUGAUUCAAAAUAUAGCUUUUUUUCUCUUUCUGAAAACUCGCUAAUAGAGAUAUUGCGACAAAGGAAAGAAAGCGAGCGGAUGACUGAGCAAAAUAAUAAACAAGGCAGCAAAAUUUCAGGGCCAAGGUAUUACGUCAUAAUUACGUAUAUAUUACAUAUUCUACCGACCGGCUUAAUUCAAAAGAAACCUCACCUGAAACUUAGAAAACCGAAGAGCGCGAUUUUCGAUUGUCGAAUUUCAACUCUCAGCGAACUUAAUUAGAAAAUUUUGUUUAAAAAAAGUACAUCAUCUGUGGUUUGAGGACUUUGACUUUACGAAAGUGAACCGAUUCAGCUAGAACUGUUUACUAUAAAGCAUAUCUGUGAUUUAAAAUGCAUCAACGAGUUAGUUUCGUUUUGAUUAUAGCUGUUGCUUCUAUUUUUUCAGCAACAGCCCAAGAUGAUCCAUUCUUUACAUCCGAUAACAAAGUCGACUGCGUAAACAAAAUGGUCGAUUGGUGUGACAAUAUGCAAUAUCCAAAAGAAGGCACUGGAAUGUCGAUGAUAUCUAUCUCUCUCACUGACAGUUCCGGAAACUUCUACCGAGUCUUCUGCAACUCUGAUUCGGACGGUACAAACUGUACCAGAAACGGAUCUCCGUGGUUUUCUUGUAAUCCAGACCGUCAACUGACUUACCAAGGUGUGCAGCUUCAGAAAGACUCUACCGACGGCGUUGACGAUGGCAUCUGCAAUACGACCAAGAUGGCGUUCAAUGAUAUGUUCAUACAGAACCUUUCUUUCAAUCCCGUAAAUGCAACAAACGAGAUCACGAAGGGUAUGGAAAACUUCUUUGAUGUGUUGGCUGAUCUGCAGGAGCAAUUUGAUCUGUUGCGGAGUCAUAUAUUCAGUGACUGUUUCCCUUUCUGUCCAAGGAAUCCUUUUGCUCGAGUUCCAUAUGAUGGCAAAGAUCCUGCGACUGAAACGCCUGGUGCAAGUGUUACUCAAACGAACCAACUCGAGAGAGAGUAAUUGGAUUGUUUUUAAAAACUUCAUCCGUAAAUAUUGCUUCGAUUGAUCUUUUUUUCUUCUUUUAGUUGCAUCUCACGUAGCUUCCAUGCAUUAGAAACUGUAAAAACGCAUCUAGUCAAAAGGUCAGUUGCAUUCUGUGUAAAAUUACAUAUUUCAUUAGAUAUCCGGAUGUGUGUAAAAAGUUGUGUACGACAUAAAGAAAUAAAAAAGAUAGAUAUAUA
Parasteatoda tepidariorum (common house spider) is the source of this 1389-nucleotide messenger RNA. The record is from RefSeq and is a predicted model, not a curated record. NCBI's taxonomy places the organism in Eukaryota, Metazoa, Arthropoda, Arachnida, Araneae, Theridiidae.